GUCAUCUCUACUCGGCCUGCCCCACUGAGCCGACAUCUCUCCCUCCUCUCAUUUUCCUCGAUUUAUUAUUCAUGCUUGCUGCUCUGUUUCUCAGAUAAUGAUCAUCACUCGCUCGUGUAGUAGCAGAUCAAGCCACCUUUCGCUCUCAGACAGCAACAUCGACUUCGAUCUGCGUCGUCCGAGCCAUAUUCAACGCCUCCCACCAGAAAUUCUAGGCAUCAUCUUCUGCCAUGCUCUUCCCUCCAAGUCUGAUUUUUUCGAACCUUCAAUCAGGACUGCACCUCUUCUACUUGGUAGAGUCUGCAAGUACUGGCGCGAUCUUGCUGAACGUACGCCGGAAUUAUGGUCAUCGAUCAGUCUUUUCCUCCUGCGUCCCUAUGCACUUGCAACACGUGCCUUUGAGCGUUGGAUAGCACGCUCAGGAAAUUGUCCUCUCCGAUUCAAGCUCGUCGUGCUUACGUCUUACCACCCAGACGUACGGAUACACCACAAACUGCGUAACGAACAGGGACAAACCGUAGAGCGACAACAUCCGUUGAUGGAAUUCAUACAUAACAUUGCAAGGCAGAGUUAUCGAUGGCAGGUUGCGGAUAUUGCUGUCCCGGGUUGUUUUAUGCGGAGUCUAUUGGCACAUGAUGCACCGAUGUUGAGGAAGCUGACACUCUCAGACCCACUCGCAGAGGCAGGUAGCGAUGCAUUCGAUUCUUGGGAACAUACGUUCGCGCUUUCCGCUGCGCCGUCACUUUCUCAACUUGUGUUGAAACAACGAUUAAAGAUACUACCGAGCGAAUGUCACCCGCUUACCUCUGUCCAAUUUGACGCAUUUUCGUCUUCGCAAAUCGUUGAGCUAUUCAAUGGUUGUCCGUCACUCGAGGAAUUGGGGAUUACGUUCAAGCGCGAGAUCAUGGUCUCUGGUGGUCCGGAUGUAUGGAUUUUCCCGCGUCUACAUACACUCCGUGUUAGUCUACACCACAGCAAUGCCCGCGAAGCCAGUGCAUUCCUUGAUCAGCUCCGUCUACCGGUCCUUCGAAGUCUCACUCUUGAUGGACUGCGUCACGCGCAUGGCCUUCACCUCACAACACUCCUCGACCGCACAGACGGGAACCUGACUUCUUUGUCCUUAAUUAACAUAAGCAUUUCGCACGCCGACAUGUUCGAAUACCUGCACCGCGUCCCGCACCUCCUUUCUCUCCGGCUAGUCGACACACACGGGUUCGACUAUCGAUGUUUGAGGCGACUGACGUGGUUACCUGGAUGGCAGACAUGUGUAUGUCCGAAGUUGAGAGAAUUAUGGCUAUUGAGGAGCGAGUGUUCGAUGCUUGCGACCGAGGUCGUAGAGAACAUGGUCAGUUCGCGGAGUCCUGGUGGAACGGCGAGUAAGUUGACGGAGAAAGCGAAGAUGAAGGGAGUUGUAGAUCGUCAUCACCAUUCGAGUGUGGUUGGGGAUCCAGAACCGUUGAGGGAGUUUAGGUUCGAUGGAAGCAAGCUCCAGCAUGAGGAGUUGUUGGGUAGGCCGAGGAUUAAGGCAGCCAUUGAGAAUGGGCUUGUCUGGAAGAGGUAGAACAGGCUGUCCUGUUCUGUGUUGUUUCUGUGUGCGUGGCUUUUUUGUAUGUUUAAUGUGCUUUCUUGUGUUCAUGUUUGAUAACUGGUCUUAUCGUCCUUCGUAUUACUCAUGUUUUCCUCUGUCUUAUUCCAUUUUGCUCGCAAUGGUUUUCAUGACUCGACAUUCCUCUCUCGCUUCUUUUCUCAUACUCACUGAUAUCAUCGUUAUCCGUUCCUUACGCCUCACUCUAAGCACGUUUCAAUGUUUUUCCGCCGUUCGCUUUUCUGUUUGUAUUUGGUGCAUGCAUGCUAUAUUAGUAGUCUUGUUAAUCAAACGUAGUUGCUUGU
Messenger RNA from Fomitiporia mediterranea MF3/22, 1890 nucleotides. RefSeq lists its product as uncharacterized. Lineage: Eukaryota; Fungi; Basidiomycota; Agaricomycetes; Hymenochaetales; Hymenochaetaceae. The transcript has a single exon. The record is from RefSeq and is a predicted model, not a curated record. Bases 98 to 1561 code for a protein of 487 amino acids. Gene Ontology annotation, molecular function: protein binding.